AUGUCCAAUGCCGCUUCUUCAAUCAGCCCCGCCUUGGAGUUUUUAAGCGGCUUCUCCUACACCAGCAACUCCCCUCCAUCGCGGGUCAACGAAGGCGACAACGUUGACGAUUUCGUCAUUGGCUCUGUUUUAUCUUCAGGCUCAUCAGCUCUGGUCAGAAAUGCCAAACAUUUGCCUUCUGCGACCGCUGUCGCCGUCCGUAUCGUCUACCAAUCCAACAACUCUCAAAUUCGCUCUGAAAUUGACCGCUGGCUCAGUCUCAAUCAUAAUAACAUUCUUCCCUUACUUCACUUCUCAGAACUUUCAGAUUUUCUUCUCACUUUUUCCCCUAUUUGCAGCACCACUUUACUCAGUUAUAUCAACAAAUACCACAGCACCGGUAUGUCGCUACGCAAGACCCACAAUAUCUUCAAUCAACUUGCUUUAGGUGUGAGAUAUCUCCACCAGCAAUGCUCUUUAGUCCAUCGUGAUCUUAAGCUGGAAAACAUACUUCUCGACAGCGCGGGUAAUUGGGUUAUCAGUGAUUUUGGUCUUUCUCAAUCUCUCGAAGAGACAGAGUCGUUAGGUGAUAUGGGUAGCUUGCCAUAUGCUUCACCCGAGCUUAUUAAACCCCCACCUGAACAACUAACCACGGUUGAGUGGUUCGAUUUACUCAAAAAAGCUGAUGUUUGGGCUUUGGGCUGCAUUUUGUACGCUCUUCUCUCGGGCAAAUUACCAUUCGCCGAUGCUUUCGUCCCGCGUCUACAGAUGAAAAUCCUCGGUGGUAACUAUAAGCGCCUAAACUCAAUUUCACGAUCGAGGGAGCGAAGCAACACACGCUCUCGCAGUCGCUCAAGGGUAAGGGGGACAGACGAAGCUGCCGAAUUAGCUGCUAUGGGCGUACUAGAAAUGUGCUUGACUCCAGUUGCUGAUUUACGCCCGUUCAUUCAAGACGUCCUUGACACUGAGUGGGUGGCUAGCGGAUAUGCCACACGCGCUCUUGAUCCACCGGCACGCAGAAUGCGGUCCAGAUCCUCUUCGCGCAACAGAUCGAGUAGAUCAAGAUCACGCUCACGGGCUAGAAACCCUAUGGUUGCAACUCCUAUGAGCAACCUCAGUCCAGUAAACGAGCAAGUCAAUGGUGACGGUGCAGACGAAGAGCGCGAAAGAGGCAGACCUACCAUCAAAAGGGCUUUAGCAAAGUAA
Messenger RNA from Wallemia ichthyophaga EXF-994, 1185 nucleotides. RefSeq names its product Sperm motility kinase X. Gene Ontology annotation, molecular function: ATP binding; protein serine/threonine kinase activity; tau-protein kinase activity. Gene Ontology annotation, cellular component: cytoplasm. NCBI's taxonomy places the organism in Eukaryota, Fungi, Basidiomycota, Wallemiomycetes, Wallemiales, Wallemiaceae. The transcript is spliced from 2 exons. The coding region runs from base 1 to 1185 and encodes 394 amino acids. Gene Ontology annotation, biological process: intracellular signal transduction; protein phosphorylation; microtubule cytoskeleton organization. The record is from RefSeq and is a predicted model, not a curated record.